CUUUGUGCUCCUGUUUUAAUUUGUUAAUAAAACCCUGCCUCUACGCUUCCUUGUUGACACAGAGCUCACUCAUGUAAAGUUUCGCUUUUGUUUUUGUUCUCAGAUAAUGCAAAUACUGAAAAAUGGUGAAAUGUGGGCAGAUACAGGUGUCUAUUUGUGGUCUAUGAAGGUGUGUGUCUGUAUUUAACCUUGAUUGCAAGAUACACAUGUACAAGUUGCGUUUUGAGAUAUUGAAGGUCUGAUAAUGGCCGUAAAGGAACUGACAGUAUUUAUGGUGUGUUUUUGGAUCGUCUACUCUGCUGCUGGGCAUGAAUUCUUCUCAUCAACAGAUCAAAUUGCACAGCUAUAUGGGAAGACGAAAGAUUUUCUGAAGGUCUUCAGUCAGUGCAUUGAUGCUGACAAUGUAGAGACAAUGAAGAGUGUUCUUCUGAAUCUUCUGCUUUCAUACUCUGACUCUGAGAACCCUGAGGAAGCCAUGAGAAACCCUGUGGCAGCUUACAGACUCCUCAGACAAAUGAGAAAUGAUUUGAUAUUUAUUGAAAAACACAUUAAGCCGAAUCUUUAUCAGUGUGAAGAGUAUCAGGAUGAGUUGGAUGCAAAACUUCUAGAGAUCCCACAGCUGGAGGACGUGGAUGGUGCAGCUUCUGGACUGAUCAGACUGCAAGAGAUCUACAAACUCCACCCAGAAGACAUCACAAAGGAAACAUCUCUAAAUGCAGAUGAAGCCUACCAUGUGGGGUUGGUCGCUUAUGAUGAGGGAAAAUUCCAGCAUGCCUUUCUCUGGUUUCUGGACAGUCUGGACAGAUUAACAGAAUACUCAACCACUACUGAGGAAGAGUUGCUCCAUUACCUUAGUUCCUCAGCCUAUCAUUUUGGCAGCCUACCUGUGGCAAUCUACUUCGGCCAGCAGCUUCUAAAUCUGGUCAUAAACAUCUUUGCCCCAGAUCCAAGUAAUGAUGAAGUCAGAGUUCAGCUAAACUGGCUCCUUCACUUACAGAGCAACCCUGACAUAUUUACACUGAACACAGAGUCAAGUAACUAUGAGGCACUGUGCAGAGGAGAGGUUGACGAGAGGACCUCCAAGAGGCAGAGGGCGCUGUCCUGUAGGUACAGCACAGGUGGAGGAAACCCCAGACUGAUGUACGCACCAGUGAAAGAGGAAGUGGAGUGGGACGAGCCUCGAAUCAUCAGAUAUCAUGACAUUAUAUCAGACAGAGAGAUAGAGAUCCUGAAAAAUAUCUCCAGACCUCAACUUUCUAGGUCUCAGAUCGGAAAGGGCACAGUCUCAGACUUCCGUACUUCUCAAAGUGUUUUUCUAAAAGAGGAUUACACUGUUGCUCGCAUCAAUCAGAGGAUUGCAGACAUCACAGGACUCUCCAUAGAAUCAUCUGAAUAUCUACAUGUUCAGAAUUACGGGAUUGGUGGCAGAUAUGAACCACAUUAUGAUGCAUGGGAUAAUGAGAAUGAAAGGAUUGCUACAUUCUUAAUUUAUAUGAGUGAUGUGGAAAUAGGGGGCACCACUGUGUUUCCUAAAGUUGGAGUUGCAUUGCAGCCAGAAAAGGGUUCAGCCGUGUUUUGGUACAACCUUCACAAGAGUGGUACAGUGGAUUUAAAAACGGAGCAUGCUGGAUGCCCUGUGUUAAUGGGUAAUAAAUGGGUGGCUAAUAAAUGGAUCCAUGAGUAUGGACAGGUGUUCAGGAGACCCUGUUCUUUGUCAGACAGAGAGUGAAAGACAGUGCAACCAUGUAGACAUCAUAUGAAGUGUAUCUGUACUAUAGAAGUACCUGUUAUUUUUAUUAUGCAUCAUGAGUUUUUAUAAUGUACAAUAGAUCAUCUGAUCCCAGGUGAAAAGUAAAUAAAUUUAAAUUGUGUGUUUUUA
Ctenopharyngodon idella (grass carp) is the source of this 1879-nucleotide messenger RNA. RefSeq names its product prolyl 4-hydroxylase subunit alpha-1-like. Gene Ontology annotation, molecular function: L-ascorbic acid binding; iron ion binding; procollagen-proline 4-dioxygenase activity. Gene Ontology annotation, biological process: peptidyl-proline hydroxylation to 4-hydroxy-L-proline. The record is from RefSeq and is a predicted model, not a curated record. Gene Ontology annotation, cellular component: endoplasmic reticulum. The coding region runs from base 245 to 1729 and encodes 494 amino acids. Lineage: Eukaryota; Metazoa; Chordata; Actinopteri; Cypriniformes; Xenocyprididae. The transcript is spliced from 13 exons.